This is a messenger RNA of Rhizophagus irregularis DAOM 181602=DAOM 197198, 1301 nucleotides long. Lineage: Eukaryota; Fungi; Glomeromycota; Glomeromycetes; Glomerales; Glomeraceae. The record is from RefSeq and is a predicted model, not a curated record.
CCCGUCGCUUAUAUUUGCUUUUAUCCAUGGGCAAGUACAAAAAGUUAUGCAGGCGCCGCUUACGGGCGUUCAUUUGAUUCGUUACAAUGGCUUCCAUUUGAACUUAAUUUCAAGAUAUGGAAAACUGUCACAUUGGCCUUUUACCCAUAUAUAAUAAGAGGCUUAAAGAACUUGGAUUACCGAAAGCAGGAAGGCUUCCAUGGUUGCCAGGUGGAGCUUUUGAAAAGAAUCAAAUUCUUGUUAUUCACGCGUUGAAUAAAAAUCUUAUCCAAAUCCAAAAAAAUCCGUUAAAUCCACUAAACGAGGUUCAAUUGGAUUAUCCAUAUUUAAGUAUUGAGGAGGAAUUAGAAGAUUAUGUCCCUCCAAAUGAUCUAGUAGAAUUCUUAUCAAUAAAAGGAAACCCUAUAUAUUUUGGAUAUGGAUCAAUGCACAGUUUUAGUGACGUAAAAUCUCGAGUGAGUAUUUGGCUGCGAGUAAUGGACCUUUUACCAGAAAAUCAAAGAGCUUUGUUUUCAGGUGUUGGGAGUGUAGAGUCUGAAGAGUUGAAUGAUGCUGUAAAAAAUGGACGAGUCUUUAUUCUUAACCAUGUUCCUCACUCUUGGUUAUUCCCACAAGUAUCUUGUGUUGUACAUCAUGGAGGAGCAGGUACUACACAUGCUGUUAUAAGAGCCGGUGUUCCAUCCAUUGUGAUCCCGCAUUUUGCAGAUCAACCUUGGUGGGCAUCAAUUUUAUAUCAUCUUGGUGUUGCACCUAGUACAGGAAUACAAGCAAACGCAGUUACGACAGAAAAAAUUACUACAGAGUUAUUAAUUGUAUUAUCAAAUAAAGAAAUCAAAGAAAAAGCCGAUAAAAUUGGAUCUAAAAUAAGAAAAGAACAAAAGCGUUCACCAGUUUCAAAAAUUGUAGCUUAUAUAGAAAAAUAUUGGGAAAAGACGAAUUGGGACGUACUUACAUUGGAUGACGAACAGCAAAAAAUAAAAGAAAAAGAGCAUGGAUAUCCCGUCAAUGAAAAUUAUCCUGAAAAUGAGAUUAAGAAUGUGCUGGACGGGAACGAUUUUAGUCUUACGUCACAUGACGUUUUGUCUGCGGAACUUCGGGAAUGAUAUUAUAUAGUAAAAAAAUUUUGAUUAAUUGUAAUUUAUUAUUUUAUUUAUUUGGCAUGAAAUGUUCAUAGAGAAUUAUAGAAUUAGUACCAUGUUAUAAUAAUUUAGUAUUGUAUGUUAAUUAUAUAUAAAUUAAUUAAUUAAUGUAAAAUCAGCUAUAAAAAUAAAGUAUUUAUUAUUCAUAUUUUAUCGUAAAUA